Molecule: messenger RNA, 1470 nt
Organism: Diorhabda carinulata
Lineage: Eukaryota; Metazoa; Arthropoda; Insecta; Coleoptera; Chrysomelidae
Exons: 4
Coding region: 148-702 (184 amino acids)
Source: RefSeq, a predicted model, not a curated record
GGUGAAACGUAACCAAUAGUCUCUUACUUUUAUAAUGAAUAGAUCGGGUGCCCUUUUGUGUAGAUUAUAUAAAAAGAAAAUCGUCCGAAUUUUCAUUUAGUAGUUCAGUACACUUUGGUGGUAGUUUACAGCCUCCUCAGCUUGAAGAUGAUUAUUUUUGUGGCAAUUUGGAGUUUGGUAGCGGUAGCUACAGCGAGACCUGAAGCCGGAUACAGUUAUAGCGCUCCUAGUGGUCCUAGUGCUUCUGGAGGUGGAUAUCCUUCUGGACCAUCACCGCAAUACGGACCUCCACAAACCGCGCCCGUUGUACAAAAACACGUGUACGUUCACGUACCUCCACCGGAAACCGAUAUACCAGCUCCCAGGAAGCCAAUUACUGUAGCUCCGCCACAAAAACAUUACAAAAUCAUUUUCAUUAAGGCUCCAACACCACCGACUCCCACAGCACCGAUAAUUCCCGCUCAACCACAAAACGAAGAAAAAACUUUGGUCUACGUUUUGGUCAAAAAACCAGAACCCGAACCUGAAAUAGUCAUCCCGACACCAGCACCGACUCAACCCAGCAAACCUGAAGUAUACUUCAUCAGAUACAAGACCCAGAAGGAAGAAGGCGGUUAUCCUGCUAGCGGAACCCCAGAUACCUCCUAUGGAGCUCCAUCUGCUGGUCCUUCUAGCGAAUACGGCGCUCCAAGGACGUUCUAAUUCAAACUUAUUAACGAAGAAGAGCUGUAAAUUUGUAAAUAUAGUUAGUAGAUGCAGUUAUAUACUUUUUUUAUACAAUGUGAUUUUUUACGGUGAAUUUAGUAUAGAUUAUAUAUAAAAAAAUGCGUUUACGUAACCGAUUGUAGAUUAGAUGAUCUCCUGUUCAUUUAUUAAACAUAUAAUGUUAUAUAUGACAACGUAUAAGGUCGAAAUUUGAUAUCAUUUAAAUAAAACACAAACAAAAAAUGGUCAAAAAUGCGUGAAUAAUUUAAAUACUGAUGGAUUUGGGUAUAGACACGUCCAAAAAAUUCUUCAGUCAUUUUCUAUUUUUCAUCUACUUUAAUCCUUUUGUUUUCCCUGUACAUUCUCGCGUUUCACAGCCUCUAGAAAAUAGAAAUUCUUAGCAGACUUUUUAUGGUUUUUUAUAGAGAUCAGCAGAUCCUUUAAUCCUUUUUUUUUAUUAGAAUUUCCUAUUUGUAGUUUAGUUAUUUAAUUAUAUUUUUCGAUACCUGACGGAGUUUGUCAGCUCCCCAAGAUAACACCAUCAAAAAAAAUUUCAACAGGCACGAAAUCUACUGGAAACAACUUGAAACUGUUAUUAGUGAAUAUCUUACGACAGCAGUAUGAAUAUUAAAGAAAAUGUAUAGUGAUAUUCAAAAAUUAACCCCCUACGUAUUGAGUAAUGAAAGACAGGAACUAGUUAUAGGGUUAACUGAGUUAACUGAAAAUAUUUCACCAAUUUUUUCCAUAAAAAUAAUUUUCUAACAU